Messenger RNA from Pieris rapae (cabbage white), 2505 nucleotides. RefSeq names its product RING finger protein 10. Gene Ontology annotation, biological process: positive regulation of transcription by RNA polymerase II. The record is from RefSeq and is a predicted model, not a curated record. NCBI's taxonomy places the organism in Eukaryota, Metazoa, Arthropoda, Insecta, Lepidoptera, Pieridae. Bases 357 to 2453 code for a protein of 698 amino acids. The transcript has 11 exons. Gene Ontology annotation, molecular function: metal ion binding; transcription cis-regulatory region binding.
AAGAUAACUCAAACGUAUAUAUUGUAUUUUUUUCUCAAUUAAGGUUUCGUUAAGAGGAAGUGCGCAGUGUAUUAUCUGCCUGGCUGCCGGCUGCUAAGCUGGUCGCCAUAUUUGUGGCGAGUUGAGUAGUUGUGAUUUUUCGUGUAUUCGUCGAUACAUCGACGAAAGGGAGUAGCCUGUACUCCCUUAUUAGUGUGUCGCAGUCAUUCUGUGUUAAUAUUGCAAAAGCUUAUGUUUUUUAGUUCAGAGUUUGUUAUUUUCUCAUUGUGUAAAGCUAUAAACAUGGCCUUUUAAAAUGUCGGCUUUGAAUGUAAUUGCUGUGUCUGCUCGCGGAGCUUCCCGCUUUUCUUUUGUGGAUGUUGGAGGAAACCAGAAUGGACAAAAAGUCUAUAAAUCGAUCUACUUUACCACAGUCGAGGGCAACUGCCGUCGACUGUAAAAAAAGUACAGAAUUGACACAUAAACCUUGGCCAAGGAAUAAUAAAAAACGUGAAACAUCGGGUACUGUACCAAAAAAUGAAAACUACCGUAAAAAUUUACCAGUACAGAGAGGAAGAGGCCAGGUUGACAAAAAGCCCCGUUCUCUUGGUGCCAAUAAUUUUACUGUGGGUGGAGCGGAGAACACCAGGCUAGAAAAUGAUGAAGAACCUGAAAUUGGUUCUUUGUUGAUGCCAGGAAGCAAAAAGCAAAAUUUGAACCAUUUGCUGAACUUUAUGUACUACCCUCGAGGUAGUAAUGAGCGGAGAGGGCCUCCAACUCGAAAGCAGGUUGGAAGGCCCCAAAACCGUGUUUACCAUCAUUUUGAACAUGAUUUGUUCUUAAGGACCUAUUGUCAAUUUGUUGUCAAACAAGAUGGAGAUUAUAAAGAAAAUCUGUUAAAUCCUGACCUACCAAUUAAAUGGGAACAAAUUGAGGAAAUUGUGGUAAGGAUGGUUGGUGAAUGGCAAUGCCCCAUAUGCUUGGGUCAUCCAGUGGCUGGUCGUGUGGGUAUCUGUGGCCAUGUUUACUGCUGGGCUUGCAUUUUACAUUACUCCUCUACUCAUGAGAAGCAGCCACCACCCUGCCCUGUCUGUAUUGUGACUCUCAAUGUGGCCAAUAUGAAACCAACCAGAUUGGUUCAGUGGGAUACAACAGAAGAGGUGACAAUGCGCCUCGUCCGCCGUUUACGUGGUUCCUCAAUAGUUGAAGCAGCGCCACCUCGUGGUGUUAUCACAGAGAUCAAAGAUGCAGCUGUCUUGCCGUUGGAGGAACAACUAGCCUCACCAUAUGCCAGAAUAUUUUCGGCUAAUGAACAACAGAUUCUUGACAUAAUAGAGAGAGAUAAGGAAGAGAUUACAGCUCAAAUUCAAGCAGAAAUAGAUACAACAGAACUCGUAUACUUGGAACAAGCAUUAAAUAUGCUUAAGAUUAAAAAAGACAAGCUAAAACGGCAACAUGUAAAACCCAAAAUUGUUGAGGAGGUAGAUGAUAAAGUUGUCAUCGAGAAACAUGAUUUAGCUGAGAAAAAAUAUGAUUGGUUCGAUUUGGAUGAAGAUGAGGGUGCCACUUGUUUAGAUGAAUUGUCAGAUCUAGACAUUAAUGAUGAAGUUCCCGAGAUGCCACCAGAACCUGAUCCCAAAUUUGGGUUUGACUUCAAUGACAAUCCUUUGGAAGACUUGGAUGUUAGGGACAGUCCCACAGAAAUAGAUCCGAAUUAUAUAACCGAAGUUGACAGGGAGAAUCAAUCAAGAUAUUUCUAUUUUUAUCAAGCUGAGGAUGGUCAACAAGUGUUUCUAAAUAGUUUGAAUGUGCGGAUGCUGGUAGCGUCUUGGGGCGCCCUCGUGGCAGCUCCGCCCCUUAUAAGGUCACGAGUGCUGCAUCGAGAUACUGUCUCGUUAGGUGAACAGACCCGUAGACACAUGCCAUACACAGCCCACUUGCCUCUUCACUGCUCCUUUGAUGUAGUGGAACUAGACUUGAAGCCACCCUACGUCACUCCAGAGGCACUUGAAAACUUUGCUGUGGAAAUAGAGCGACGUGCCCGCAACCGUGCUCGUCAAGAACGCGAAGAAAGACGUCGUGAGCGUGCUUACCAUCGCGCCAUGGAGGGUCCACCUAAGCCUGACUUCUCUUCUGAUGUCCUGUUUCCACCACCUAUUUCCCCCUUGGGAAGCCCACCAGAGCAUAAUUUGCUUGAGCCUGGCCCUUCUGUGGAACAACCUGUACCGUCUACCAGUGGUGCUGCCGGGCCAUCUUUUGCAAAGAUGGCAGGCACGAGUGGAACAUGGCGGGUUCGGAAGACUAAUGUACCUCCUCCCAUUGAAGUAAAUGAGGAAAGUCACGCCCCACGCUCUCUAGUACUGAGCGACGCAAUUGAAGCUGCCCUGCAAGCGAGUCCUUCAAACGCCCCGUCCAAAAAGAAAAAAUCCAAACAAAAAUUGUUAUUUGCAACCGGUAUGAACCGGUUCCCGUAAACUUAUAAAUUAGUGCUACCAAGUUCCAUAGAUAAUAUACGAUUUAAGUUGA